AUGGGGCGAAACUUGCACGAAACAAAAAGGGUGUUUAAUGAAAGGUACCCAGAAAACCCAAUUUGCAGGAAAUAUCUACGGGAUUUGGUGGCAAAAUUUCAAACAAGUGGAAGUGUGGGUAGGCAGAAAGGAUCGGGAAGGAAAUCAAUUUCCGAAGAGAAACAGGUGCAAAUAGUUGGUUCGGUUGUCAAUAUUCCACAACAAUCGACGGCCGCAGUUGCAGAAACCACAUUUUUUUCGAGAAGUGAUAAUGGGAGGGAGUUUGUAAAUAAAAUAAUCCAAAAUUUAACGGCAGAAUGGGAAGGUUUGAAGCUGGUAAAUGGGAAACCUCGUCAUAGCCAAAGCCAAGGCAGUGUUGAACGAGCAAACGCUGAUAUUGAGGCAAUGCUAGCCACCUGGAUGUCUGACAAUGGAACCAAAGAAUGGUCAAAGGGUAUAAGUACAGUUCAAUUUAUGAAAAACAGAUCUUUGCAUGCUGGGCUAAAAAUGUCGCCAUAUAAAGCCUUAUUUGGCACUGAACCCAAAGUUGGUCUUGCAACAGAAAACCUACCUGUCGAAUGUGUUAGAGAAAUUAUAAACGAGGAAGAUUUGGAUAUGUUACUGCAGAAUAACGACGAUGAUGAAAGCAGCUCCGAAAAUGAAAAUGUGCCGGAAACUCUACAAAACCGAAACACAUGUAUUUUGGCCAUCAGGAGUGAAGCCUCAGGAAAUCUUCAACAGCAAGCAAAUAAAAUGCUAAAAACUUCCAAUGCAAAAUAUUCGCCAUGUUUAGUAGGUACCAAUGUUACAGUUCCUAUUCCAGGUGUUGAUCGUGCACGUGGCUCCUUCCGCAAUGUAAUUGCCGUUGUGAUGGAAAUAAAUGAAGUCAAUGGCACUUAUAGACUUGGAACAAAGGAUGGAAUGUUACAGCAAUUAUAUGUCCGAUCUCAAUUUGAGAGCUGUUCAAAUUCAACUUUUUUGCAUAUUAAUGAUGUGCCAAACAACUUCCCUUAG
Messenger RNA from Brassicogethes aeneus, 993 nucleotides. The record is from the annotation of a GenBank genome assembly. NCBI's taxonomy places the organism in Eukaryota, Metazoa, Arthropoda, Insecta, Coleoptera, Nitidulidae.